GUGGCCUGAGCGCCGCAGGAGAGCGCAGCGAGGUAGCUGCAGAGUGGACCUGCGGGCGCUGGCAGUACAACCGCUGGAGAUCUGAAGACCUGAAGGCAGUCUUUCCUGUCCAAAGAUGGAAAACAGUAGUACCACUACCAUUUCUCGAGAGGAGCUGGAGGAGCUACAAGAAGCAUUUAAUAAAAUAGAUAUUGACAACAGUGGAUAUGUCAGUGACUAUGAACUUCAGGACCUGUUUAAGGAAGCUAGCCUUCCUCUGCCUGGCUACAAAGUCCGUGAGAUUGUGGAGAAAAUUCUAGCAGUUGCUGACAACAACAAAGAUGGCAAAAUUAGUUUUGAAGAAUUUGUGUCUCUCAUGCAAGAGUUAAAAAGCAAAGACAUCAGCAAGACCUUCCGAAAAAUAAUUAACAAGAGAGAAGGGAUUACUGCUAUUGGAGGAACUUCGUCCAUUUCCAGUGAGGGCACACAGCAUUCUUAUUCAGAGGAAGAAAAAGUGGCUUUUGUUAACUGGAUAAACAAAGCCCUGGAGAACGAUCCUGACUGUAAACACCUCAUACCCAUGAACCCCAAUGAUGACAGUCUUUUCAAAUCACUUGCAGAUGGCAUCCUUCUUUGCAAAAUGAUCAACUUGUCUGAACCAGAUACAAUUGAUGAAAGAGCCAUUAAUAAGAGAAAGCUCACCCCUUUCACUAUUUCUGAAAAUUUGAACCUAGCCCUGAAUUCCGCCUCGGCCAUCGGUUGUACGGUGGUCAACAUCGGUGCCCAGGACCUCAAAGAAGGAAAGCCCCACUUAGUCCUGGGACUUCUCUGGCAGAUCAUCAAAGUUGGUCUUUUUGCUGAUAUUGAGAUUUCCAGGAAUGAAGCUUUGAUUGCAUUGCUGAAUGAAGGCGAGGAGCUAGAGGAGCUGAUGAAGCUCUCUCCCGAGGAAUUACUGCUGCGGUGGGUGAACUACCAUUUGACCAAUGCAGGAUGGCACACCAUCAGCAACUUCAGCCACGACAUUAAGGAUUCAAGAGCCUAUUUUCAUCUGCUUAAUCAGAUUGCACCUAAAGGUGACCGGGAUGAUGGACCUGCUAUUGCCAUUGAUCUUUCAGGAUUUAAUGAGAAAAAUGACCUGAAGCGUGCUGGAUUCAUGCUUCAAGAAGCAGAUAAACUGGGCUGCAGACAGUUUGUCACUCCUGCAGAUGUGGUUUCAGGCAAUCCUAAACUUAAUCUAGCUUUUGUAGCUAAUCUCUUUAACACAUACCCGUGCCUACACAAGCCUGAUAAUAAUGACAUUGAUAUGGAUUUACUGGAAGGGGAGAGCAAAGAAGAGAGGACAUUUCGAAACUGGAUGAAUUCCUUGGGGGUCAACCCAUACAUUAAUCAUUUGUACAGUGAUCUCGCAGAUGCUUUAGUGAUCUUCCAGCUCUAUGAAAUGAUCCGCGUGCCAGUCAACUGGAGCCAUGUUAACAAACCUCCUUAUCCUGCCCUUGGAGGGAACAUGAAGAAGAUUGAAAACUGUAACUAUGCGGUGGACCUGGGGAAGAAUAAGGCCAACUUCUCCCUGGUUGGCAUUGCUGGGCAGGACCUGAACGAGGGGAAUGCAACACUUACUCUGGCGCUGGUGUGGCAGCUGAUGAGAAGAUACACAUUGAAUGUGUUAUCAGAUCUUGGAGAAGGUGAAAAAGUAAAUGAUGAAAUUAUAAUUAAAUGGGUCAACCAGACUCUAAAAACUGCAAACAAAAAAACUUCUAUUUCCAGCUUCAAGGACAGAUCUAUUAGCACUAGUUUACCUGUCCUAGAUUUAAUAGAUGCCAUUGCACCAAAUGCAGUUCGUCAAGAAAUGAUAAGGCGAGAAGACCUUUCUGAUGAAGACAAGCUAAACAAUGCUAAAUAUGCCAUUUCAGUGGCUCGAAAGAUCGGUGCCCGGAUAUACGCCUUACCUGAUGACCUCGUAGAAGUGAAACCAAAGAUGGUUAUGACGGUGUUUGCAUGCUUAAUGGGAAAAGGACUGAACAGAAUAAAAUAAACAUUAAGUAUGAUUUUCUGCCACAUUAAACAUAUUGAAUGCCUCACAGUUUACAGAAUUCUGAAAUGUAGUGGGUAUAAAACCAGAGAUUAUUUGUAUGCUCAAAACAGUUGUAAAAUUCACUAAUGAGUUCAAUAUCCUGUUCAUACUAGAGUUUGUUGACCUUUUUGGAUAACACAACUACUGUAUUAGUAGAUACUGAUAAUAGAAUAUGUUCAUUAUCAAACUGAUAUUUCAUGAUAAAAUUAAUUUCAUUUCCUGAAAUUCUCAUUAUAACAAGACUAAUUCCUUCUUUCUCAUGGUUUAAAAUAGACCAAUACAAAAAAUUUUUUGCAAGUCCUACUGUGAAAUGUGUUUUGAUUUGUGUGUGUAUCUGUUAAUUUUGAUCAUAAAAGUAUUCAAAGUCAUAAUUCAGCUUAGUCCCUCUGUUUUUUCCCCUCUAUGUGCAGUGGUCUAAAACUUCAACUUUUCUGUAAAUUUCUGUAUUGUUUAAAACUUUAAGUGACAAGUAUUGUUCUAUUAACAUUAAAUAUUUUACACAUGUUACUCCUGAAUAAACCCCAAAGUUCAUUCUCUUAUGUAAGAAGCCAGAGCUUAAGUAAAAUUACUUAAAACAUAAUUUUAACUGCAUCGAUACUUUACAUGUGCUAGUUGGGUAAUGACAGGCAGAGCACAUAUGUUGGUAGGGAUGUCAUUAGAGAAAUGUGUGUAUACAUAUUUUUUUUUCACCUGAAUUAGCUGGGUUUUCUUAAACAUCAUGUAUAAUUGGUAAGUCAGCCAAGUAUUUAUUGUGACCCCCACACCAUGUGUACUUUUCAGUUUGUAGAUAUUUGAUACAUAAACAUUUCUUUUAGAAAUAUUCAUUUUUGAUGUGCAUAUAUUUUUCAACUGACUUCUUCCAAAUAUUUAUAGCCAAGCAUUGGCUAGAUAAUUUCAAGACAUGUUGACACUAUAAUGUUAGCUUCAUAGUAUAGAUGCUAAUUUUGAUUUAUACUGAAGCCCUAAAUAACUUAGAACAUGCCCACUGAAUUUCUUUAGCAGAAAGCUACUUACUAUUCAAAAUAGAGUAUUUUCACGGUUUUUUCCAUAACCUUCUACAAGAUGGCAAUGUUUGCUUAAUGCGUGUGUUACCUGAGACCUAUUUUUGUCUGAAUUUUUAGCAGUAGAGAGAUUCCUUGCUAACAAUUAAAUUCAGAAGUCCACUUCAUUCAUUUUCCACUAUUAGUGCCAGUGAAGCUGCUGUGCAACAAAAAAGCUGUCGCUUUGUGUUGGUGUGAAUGAGAAGUCUAACUCUCCUUUUUACCACUGAUUAAAAGGUAUAUUUCGGUACAAGUGAAACUGCUCAUGUGUUUAGAAUAGAAUUUUUAACUGAAAUUAUCAA
Phyllostomus discolor (pale spear-nosed bat) is the source of this 3392-nucleotide messenger RNA. RefSeq names its product plastin 1 (gene PLS1). NCBI's taxonomy places the organism in Eukaryota, Metazoa, Chordata, Mammalia, Chiroptera, Phyllostomidae. Gene Ontology annotation, molecular function: actin filament binding; calcium ion binding. Bases 116 to 2011 code for a protein of 631 amino acids. The transcript is spliced from 16 exons. The record is from RefSeq and is a predicted model, not a curated record. Gene Ontology annotation, biological process: actin filament bundle assembly; actin filament network formation. Gene Ontology annotation, cellular component: cytoplasm; actin filament; actin filament bundle.